UGCAGGUUGAGGGGUAAAACAAAAAGAAUAAAAGAAAAUAAUACAGAGCCAUUAAAAAUUUAUCUGCAUAUUUCCAAUUGAUUAAACAACUUGGUGUUGUCUCUCGCUCCCUUUUACACUGUCGGCUUGGUCUCUCUUAGCACUAACUUAGUACCCUCUAAAUACAGAGCUAUUUCAAACCGCAAGUUGAAUAACAGCAAGUCCCAUAAUAAUAUUAGUGCAGCUAGCCUCCCAAGUCUACAGCCAGCCAUGUACAAAGUACACGACUCUACAAGCACCGUCGACGUUUAUUAGAUCUAAUAACAGUGCAAUAGCAUCUUCUUCGCAAGACGCUUUCCACCAUUGGUACACGUGUUAGGGCAGAAUACACAGCCUGUCGGCACAUACAACAUUCCGCCUAUCCACCACAACAUGCUCAUAUUAACAACCAUUUAACAGGGGUUCUUUGCUUUCAGCCGCCAACCAAAACGAUAUCCACAAGGCGUUGGAUUUGCAAGCUCGCUUAUACCACACGCCCCUGGUCUGAACAAGGCUUACGACUAGAUGCCUUUAAGCCGCGCCAUUCGUCCGUGCUGCCGGGACUCCCCUACGUAAUGUGUCAACGGCCAAGCUGGAAAGUAGAUAAAGUUUAAAUCCCCCCCGUUCUCCAGCUGCCGCACCUGUGAUCAAGCUAGUCAAUCAAUCUCUCCAGCCAGGCCAUCUUUUAAAACUCUUCGACAUCUUUCAUCUUUAAAAUAUUUGAUUCCUACCCGCUAACUAGCUGCGGCGACUAAACAUGGCUCCGUUAACACCGCACUGGGAGCAGCCCUCGCACCCCGAUCGCCUAGAGCUCAUUGUCAACGAAGCGGAAUACAGCUCCAAGAGCAUUUCGAAAAUCUCUCUCCCUCCUUUCGCCGUCUUUUCCAAGCUCUCAUUUCCGCCAUGCACGCCUGCCAAUAGCCCUACAUACGCGACAGUGCAGACGGGCAAAAACACGCAUCUAGACUUGAACAGCGAUCUGCUCUACUUGAACCACUCCUGUGAACCAUCUCUGAUCUUUGAUAUCGGCAACAUGAAUGUUCUCGUCGGUCCCAAAGGCAUCAACCCCGGCGACGAGCUUACAUUCUUUUAUCCAUCCACAGAAUGGGAUAUGGCUCAGCCAUUUGACUGCAUAUGCUCUACCCCAACAUGUCGAGGCACAAUCAGCGGCGCACGAGACAUGACUAGCGAACAACUCGACGGGCUGUGGCUCAACAACCACAUUCGCGAGCUUCUGGACGAACAGGCCCAGAAAUCAGCCAACAAGAGCGAAUCUGAAGCUAUUGGAUCUACUGUGCACAAAAUUGCUGCUGCAUAGCUGGCGGCUGAUGUUAGAAACGCCAACACCAUACUAGGCAAGAAAAAAAUAGAAUUCAUAGAUGUCAAUAUGUUACAGGUUGAAGUCGUAUACACAAAAAUGAGGUCUUUCCCCGGUUCUCCCUCGUACAGCAUUACAUUACAGCACGUUUUGUGUCUUCUUUUUGGUCAUUCCACUUGCUCCAGCGGCUGCGCCCCUUCUCGGAUCCCGCGCCCUGGGCAUACUUGGCUUCCUCCUUUUCAAAAUUGUUGCGCUCCAGCUGUCUUCGUGCUUGCAUGGCUCUCGUGAAUCUCCAAGCCUCGGUAUCAGCCAUGCUCCACUCCUCGAGCUCCGCCCGUAACUUGGUCUUGUCAGUAGACUUAUCCAAGGCAAUCACCUGGUGGGCGUGGCUGAUGAGCACAAGUUCCUUUGCGCUUUCCUCCUUUGAGCUUUUGACCGCUUCAUCAUCGUCCGUGUCUUUGGACUCUGGCUUAGGGAUGCUAAACCCAAAGUGCCAUUCCAAAUCAUCAGGAAACUGGCGUUCUGAUGAUAGCCAUAACGAAGAAGCCAAGGCUCCUUCUCCAGCCACAAUCUGCUUGUAGCUGAGAACACGCUUAUCGACAUUAGCCUUAGCAAGAACGUCUUUAGUAAUGGUCUCAACCCAGUCGUUUGGAGGGAUUUCAGCCUUGAUAAAUGCAGUAUCCAGAUCCUCUCGCAUAUUCUUGAGGACGGCAUAGGUCCAUGGGUGUGGCACAAUACCAAUGGUGUAGACAUUGGUUUUAUUGUGAAAGCUCUCGGUGGCCUUGACUUUCAUCGAGGUGGAUGCGGAGCAGGGCGUGCAUUUGGCGUUGUUUGGAGGGCAACUAUCCGGCAGGGGGCUUUCUUGACAGGUUCGCAAUGACUCUGCUAACUUGUCACCUUUGCCAAGUAGUUCGCCCAUGUGCUGUGCAUGAGUAUGCAUAACCUCGAUGCCGCCGGAAAAUCGCUGUUGCCAUGUGCUCUGAAGAUGAGCAUUUACAAGCCCGUUAAGCGCACCAAUGUCAACUUCACCGUUCUUCACCAACUUCUCAUAUUUUUUGUGAAUAGUGCUGUUGCUGUAGUAUGCAAAGGGGGAGCCAUCCUCAUCGAGUUUAAACAAGUUUGGGUCGAGGGCUUCAUAUACCGUGUGGACAGGUUCCCCGGUUUUAAAGUGAGUAAGCGAGGCCGUCUUGCUAUUAUGCAGGAGGCCACGGAGUGCCUUUGUCAGGGUCUGCUUGUCGCCGGUAUAGAUGCCGUCGUCAAGGUAUGACCAACGCUGCAGUCCAAUCAGCUCUCCGCGGCGGAGGUAGGAGAGAACGUUGUCAUCAUGGGCCAUGGGGAACAGGGUGUGCUGAACUAGGAUUCCACCACCUAGAGCAUCCCAAGCAAGCCAUCGCAUGACGUUAUCGUUGAGGCUGCUGUCCUGGGUCGUCUUCUUCUGCAUUUCUGCGUAGAGAGGGUUGUUCAUUGCAUCUGCAUAGCCGAGAAUCUGUGGCCUGAAACCUUGUGCCCACCAAGCACGGCGCCAGGUCAGAAGCAAGUCGCUUUCAGCAUCCUUGACUUCCUUGGGCUUGUCCUUGGUCGAGUCGUAGUAGCAGUAGACGGGUUGGCGCUUAGGCAGAGGAGGCAAGACGAUUCUGUCGUCCAGACUAGCCUUUUUGGAAAACGGAACAGACAGCCACUGCAAAUUGGGCAUCCAGGAUGAGCCCUUGAAGUUGUCAUUGUCCUUGCGUGGAGGGGCGUGGCUCGGGUUGAGCAGCGGGUUCAGAAUGUUCUUGUGGAUAGCUUGGCUGGCCUUAUCGGUAGUUUCCGCUACAGUUUGUCUGCCUUUAUCGACCGUUUCGUAGAGCGAUUGCUUUCCCUUGUCGAGUGUCUUAUAAAUAGACUCCUUGUUCUUCUGCAUGGACUCUCCAAUUUUAUCCAUGUCGGUGAUGCUCUGGGGUACAGCGAUGUCGGAGCCGAGGAUGAGCGACAUGGAGAGAAACAUGCUGGCUAUAAUAGCCAGAAGCAAGACGAGCCGUCUAAACGAAAAGCGCAGCAUCGUGGAUGCUGUUGGUCGGGUUGUCGAGCCCCUGAGUGGCGAUGUCGAUGUGGUAAAGUAGUUAAGGAAGGGCAGUCAGCAAAGGCUGAACGAAAUGAAUGGAUGGCAGAAAUAAAUAUGCCGAGAGUUGAUUUUAUAUCAUGAGGAUUACCAGCAUCCAAUGAGGUCG
Molecule: messenger RNA, 3543 nt
Organism: [Torrubiella] hemipterigena
Lineage: Eukaryota; Fungi; Ascomycota; Sordariomycetes; Hypocreales; Clavicipitaceae
Source: the annotation of a GenBank genome assembly